AUGACUGAACUCCUAUGGCGCAGUCGCGGAGCUGCGCCGCUUUUGUCAUCCCUUCGCUGUUCCCGCAGCUAUUCAACUCAUCACGCCGCCAGAAUACCCAGCUGCAACCCCAUAUUACUUAUUGAUAACCCAUCAUUGCGAAACCAGCAUUCUUCGAACUAUAAGUCCACUCCCUCCAUCCCCCGCCAAACACCAGGGCAGCGCAUCCCACGAUCAUACCUCCCCCAAUCAAGACACCACCACACCUCGCGUGCAAACAACAACAAUGAAUCAUCCACCAACAACAACACCACCAAACCCAUAUCCCUCCCAACAACCCCGGACCCCGACCUCCCACACCUCAACGCCUCGCAAAAUGUGCACAUGACCAAAAUAUCCAGCAAACCCAUAACCUCCCGCCUCGCAACAGCAACCUGCCAUAUCCAAUUCUCCAACCCGCGGCCCUGGGAGAUCCUGCGCGACGGCGGGAUGACCAAAAAGGGGGAUGUGUUUAGUGUAGCGCGCAUCGCGGGGAUUAUGGCUGCGAAGAGGACACCAGAUAUUAUACCCCUGUGUCAUCCGGGAAUAGGGAUCACGGGGGUGGAGGUGGAUGUGGAGUUGGUUGGGCCGGAGGCUGCGUCGGCUAAGCAUGGUGAUAAUGGUGGUAAGUGGGAUUUGGGGCAUGGGGGAAUGAGGGUCGUGGCUAGUGUGAGUUGUGAGGGACGGACGGGGGUGGAGAUGGAGGCUAUGACGGCGACAAUGGGGGCGGCAUUGACGGUAUAUGAUAUGUUGAAGGCAGUGGAUAAGGGGAUGGUAGUUCAGGGGGUGAGGCUGUUGGAGAAGAAGGGGGGGAAGAGUGGGCAUUGGGUUAGGGAAGAUUCUACGAGUAGUAGUAGAGGUGGUUCUGAGAAGUGA
Messenger RNA from Aspergillus tubingensis, 894 nucleotides. RefSeq names its product cyclic pyranopterin monophosphate synthase MoaC. Bases 1 to 894 code for a protein of 297 amino acids. Gene Ontology annotation, biological process: Mo-molybdopterin cofactor biosynthetic process. NCBI's taxonomy places the organism in Eukaryota, Fungi, Ascomycota, Eurotiomycetes, Eurotiales, Aspergillaceae. The transcript has 2 exons. The record is from RefSeq and is a predicted model, not a curated record.